AUGAUUGAAGCUGUAUACAUAUCAGAUACUAACAAUAACUUGGUAUAUGAAUACCUAACCAACUUAGCAUCGGCCAACUUCAACUCCUUGAUCAAUAUUAUCAAUGACCGUCAAGGAAUUGUUGACAUUAAUGCUAAUCAAUCAGUGUAUUUGUACCCUAUAAAUUCCAUAGUUAUCUACACUUUGGUGGAUAAUAAAGUCAAUCCAGUAUUACCUUAUGUAUUUAUAUUCAAAUUGAUGGAAGUAAUCCAUGACUACUUCGGUAAACCAAUAGCCAUUCACAAAAUUGAAUCUAAUAACGAUACUUUAACUUUACUUAUUGAUCAAAUGUUAGAUGAUGGAAUACCCAACAUAACUGAUUUCAAUAAACUUCGAGAUAUUGUCCCAUUUAAAAGCUUCUUAUCUAAGAUUUUAUCCAAAACCAAUGAAAUAACCAAUGCCACUAUUACAAAACAACCUCCUUUGGAAGUUUUACCUUGGAGAAGAUCUGAUGUUAAGUACACUAAUAAUGAAAUGUAUGUAGAUAUUAUAGAGACUGUGAAUGUCAUAUUGAAAAAUGAUAAGAAGAAAGUAAGAACAAAUCUUGACUCGGCAUUUUAUUCAACCAAUACUUUCAAUGGUAAGUUGGUACCUAUUACAGGGAAUAUUCAAGGAAAGAUCAAUUUCUUAAGUCAUUUAACAGGAUUACCUCAUUUACAAUUAUCUUUGAAUCAUAAAAUCGAUGGAAGUUAUCACCAAUGUGUUGAAAAUACAAACUCAAGUGUAUUGAAAUUCAUUCCUCCUGAUGGAUCUUUUGAAUUAUGUAAUUAUUGUAUUGAUUUGAAUGAAUUACCAAAGAAUCAACAAUUAUCAUCAUUAGGUCAAGUCAACGUUGAAUAUAAUUAUGGCUUAGGUAAGAAUAAAAAUGAAUUUGAAAUCAAAUUAUAUUUACCUAUCAAAUCAGGAGUAAGUAAAAUAGAGAAUUUAUCAGUAGAAAUUCAUCUUAAUUUCAAUGGGAUAAUAAAAUCAUCUCGUUUAACUCAUGGAGAUUUCCAAUUCAAAGGUAAUAAUAAAGCUGAAUGGAAUUUAAGAACCAUAUCUAUGGGAAUCAACCCUAUCUUAUAUGGUUCAAUCAUUGGUGAAGAUAAAGAUGAAGAUGAUGAAGAACAAGAACAAGAGACGAGCGAAAUAUUAAAACCUAAUUAUAUUAAAUUGAUUUAUAGUAACAAAGGAUGUGUUCCAAGUGGAUUGAAAGUAGAAAAUCUUAAGUUAUUAAGUAGUAAAGGAAUGCCAGAGACUGUUAAACCAUUUAAAGGAGUGAAAUAUAUUACUAAAACAGGAGAUUAUGUGGUGAGAUCAUAA
Yamadazyma jaroonii is the source of this 1341-nucleotide messenger RNA. Lineage: Eukaryota; Fungi; Ascomycota; Pichiomycetes; Serinales; Debaryomycetaceae. The record is from the annotation of a GenBank genome assembly.